Xyrichtys novacula (pearly razorfish) is the source of this 9853-nucleotide messenger RNA. The record is from the annotation of a GenBank genome assembly. NCBI's taxonomy places the organism in Eukaryota, Metazoa, Chordata, Actinopteri, Labriformes, Labridae.
CCUGUGGUCUGCAAGGACGGUAGUUCAGUUUUUGUCGGUGAGGUCUCGGUCUGCUCUGGGUGUAGUGCCUGAGCGCUGGUCCGCCCAAUGGCAGCUCCAUUGGGGAGACACGGCACGCUGUUGCCGUGGAGCUCUGUUGCCGUGGCUCUGUUGCUGAGGCACGGUUGCUAAGAGCGUGAGCAGCAGCAGUAUGUAAUGCCUCCACUGAGGUAGGAGGGGCCAGGCCGGCGAGACGGACAGAUCUGACAACAGAGCCUCGCCUUUCUUUGCCCCCUCCUCUCUGAGAGCAAAACCAUGAGAAAUAGAUAAGGAUAAAACAAGAAGAGACAGGGUGAGGGAGGAAAUAAGUGACAACACUGCUUUUUGUUUGAUCCAUUCAUACAAGUGUGUGACAAUCACAUCUGAAUGAAUACUAUAUACUGCAAUGGAAAUAGCUAAAAUGGACAAAAUGUUCUGUUGGUUACAUAACAAAUUAAUAAUUUAUUUUUUAUGCGGAAAAUAUGCUCUGAAAUGCUUUCAGUGACAGGUUGACCUGUUAAGUUCUUUUAUCACUUAAACAGUGUAAAAAUUCAAUCUUGUUUUGUUAAAAUAAGAUUUCUAGACAUCACCUAAGAGAUAACUGUCAACAGUUGGGAAGGGGUCAUUCAACCCCCCCAAAAUGGACUGAAAUAAAAGAUAAAAAAAACUGUUCAAAAAAAAAAAAAACAGCAGAAAGCAAAACUGAGGUAUUUUGUAUUGUGCCUUAACUGAUAACUCCACUGAGGACAUAUUGGAAGUUUCGUGGUCAGGAUAUUCCCUGAUUUGAUUAAUUUGACUACAAAAUUAGCCCUUUAAUGCCUGAAACCACAAAUUAUGGCCAGAAAAAUCAAAAAAUUUUGGAGCUGAAAUGUUUAUUUCACUUACUACUGAAAACCAAAAAAAAUCUAAAUGUCCUUACAAUUGAACAAAUAUAUAUAUUUAUCUUGUUUGAUACAUUAGAUGUUUUUGGAAGUGGAUAAACCACAAUAGGACAUUUUAUCGGAUUGUAUUCAGUUUUUCUUUUUAGUAAUUUGUUGAUCAUGUUGAUUUGAAAGAAAUAUCAUAAAAGUAUGUAUCAAAUAUGAUACAAAGGCAUUAAAGGACUAGGUAUCUAUUUUCCUCUUUUAGAACAGUUUCAGAUUGUAUAGUUGAUUUACACCUGCACAUUUCUGUGAGAGAAUACAGUUUCUUUUUUUACUGUGUUCCCAAGAGUAAAAGCGAUAAUACAUUUUAGGGAAAUUAUUUUAAGAGUGUUUUGUUUCUGACCAAUGUGCAGUGUUUACAACAUACGAGUUACUUGACUGUAUAUAAACCAAUGUAAAAGUCAUUAUUUCAUGAGUAAUAUUGCUUGUUUAAUUAUUAAAUGCAACAGGUCUUAGACAGAAUGUUAUUUUCUUUUGGGACUUUAAAAUAGCUAUCCGUUUUUAAAUGCAUUUUGUUUUUAUCUUCGAUGCUCUAAUAAUCACAAUUCAACAUGUAAAAUGAGAGUGAGUAAUUACCAAUUCACACAAAGAGAGAGUUGACUCGGGCUGAUAUUCCUUCCAGGGGGGUUAAUGUGUAACUCAUUAUCAUGAGUUAAGAUGGACGUUUCAUAGACAAAGUAUAUUUUAACCUCACUUUGGCAUAACUAUUAAUGGCGUCGUAGCAUUGAAUCACCAUGAACUGAGUCUUGAGCAUAAGUCUUUUUGACAUUAACUACAGGAUUCUGUGUGAGGCUUACCCUGCUUCGACAUCACUGACACUGCCCUCUUGUGGUUGUUUCAUUGAACUACUUUUAAAAGAAGUUAGUGAGUUAGUAAAAUCUAAUUUAACGUUUCAAAUAGCUUUAAGACUCAAUGCGUCAAACUACAAAUAAUCUUUUCAUUUACCCUCAAAAAACAAACAAAUAAUCUGGUAGUUAUAGCUCACGGCCGUCAUGUUUUGGGAUGCCACGCCUACGCCUGAAUUCAAAUCUGGCGCCCUUCGACCACAGUCCGACCACGCCUCCUACUCCCUCGGGUUUCUUGUUUGCGCAGCCGCAGAGGCUGUUAAAUACCGCCAUUUUGUGUUAGGCCCACUCUCCCAAAGCGGGAGAAAAUUAUUAGCGCGGCGAUCAUCACGCACGGACGCGUACUGCAGGACAGAGGAGAUCGGCCACAGCUUGUGAGCACCAGGACGAAUACAAGCGAAAAAACAAGCAACCAAGAGUAAGUGAAGCAGCUUCUUUGCCCCCAAACACGGAAACGUUUUUGUAGGAGCUGCCGUCGGCCUCUAGGUGUCACGGUAGGGCUUACCGGCCAGGCGGCUGGCGGGGGGUGUUUGUCUCCCUCUAUCGUUAUCUAAAAUUUACUAAAUCUGUCUAUAAACUCCAACUCUUAGUCCCAGUUGAGCGUUUGGUGAUUUUCGGUGGAUGUUUUGUGUGCAGCUGCAGAAGAAUGUUAGAGAUGGGCUUUGUUUCUGAUAAAAGUUAGUUAGGCCUGUCGUCCAUCUUCUCGUGCCCUUUGUUUCCUGUUUUCAGACGUCCUCGCGCCUCCGGAGUUCACUCACUAACUAACACGAGUUGACGUCGCAGUAGUUUUACUCGUUUUACACAAGUUUUGUUUUUGUGUAUUAAAGAUUUAAACGUAUAUGAGUGCAUAACAGUCGGCCGUGUGAGUGAGAAUUAUAAAUUGUUUUUUUAUGCUUUAGAAACUAAGUUGAGGACAGGAAGUCGUUAACUGCCGCUCUUUAGAGACGAAGUCGGCAGUGGAUAAACUACUUAAACAUAAUGUUCCUGAUUUUUACUAACGUAUGGUGACGGCUUUUCUCACUCUUACUGAACUCUGUAAAGUGUUGUGGAAAAAAAUAUUGUUACCAAGUUAGCCAAGUGACCUUUUUUUUGUGACUUACAACGACCUAUUGAAUAAUAAACGUUCACAGACGAUAACAAAAAGCCACACGUCAAAGGAUCAUGUUUAUAUUUCUGUGAAGACCACUUAAAACACCCAAAGUGUAAGUAGUAUACUGGUGAUACUGGUGAGUAUUAGCAGACUUGCCAAUCAGGCAUAUCCAGGCACUUCACUAAGACACUUAAACACAUCAGUUACACUCCCCGUGACCCCAUUGGUUCAUUCAUGAGCUAUGGCCGUACUGAGCACUAUUGAGGACUACUAACAGACGUGGAAAGAAAGGUAGUUUCACCAAAUUUCACAGCAGUUCAAAUAUUUUUACAGAUAGGCUUGUCACUCAAGGUAAUACAACCAUUAUCGACAUAACACUAUUUUCGCUCAUAUUUUGUCCAUAGUCGUCAGGAAAACACCUAUAACUUCAUUGACAUUAAUUUUGGAAGUCUGCAUCACGGUUUGACAUGAGCUCACUUUUGAUUCAACAAAUGCCAUCUUUACCAGCCUUUUAAGCAGUUUAGGGAAAAAGAGAAGUCAGCAAAAAUCAACAUUAUAUGGCAAAUAUUUGUGUUUGCAUUGAAAGCAGACCCAUGAAGUGUUACAUUAGAUGUAAUAUUAACCCUGUCUGUGCUGUUUCAGAGCUAGCGGCGCAGAACAUGAAUCAAGGAUUGAAUGCCAAAACAUAGGCAGAAGUUAGUAUCUGUGAGGAUUGUGAACUUGAUUGUCUGGUGUCCUGACACCAGAGGGCUAAAAACUUCCUGCACUUCUAUUGUCAACACUCUUGAUAAAUUAAACUGAAAUUCAUAAUCCUUUUAGAUUAAAUAAAAUUUUUCUGUAAUUUUGUGUGUCGGGUGUCAGUUGGCCUGUCGCCAUGGAGGGCGAGGCUGUUUCCAUGGAUGCUACCCAGGCUGCUGAUGGUAAGGUCCUGCCUGAGGGUGGAGAGGCCAUGAUUCAGGGGGUUACCAUAGCUCCUCAAGGAGAAGUGGCGGGUAACAUGGAGAUGAUGGUGAUGGAUGCUCUUGAUCCCGCUCUGCUACAAAUGAAGACUGAGGUGUUGGAGGGCGCAAGCACGGUGACGGUUACAGGUGGAGAUGAGGGUCAGAUCAUCACACUGCAGGUAUGUCUUCAGCAUGAUUGUUAACAAGUCAUUGCUUCUGUCAUCACAUGUUGACAUUUUCAUCAUUUGCUGGAGUUGAAAGGUUUCUUUUCUUUGUGCAGGUUGUAAAUAUGGAGGAGCAGGCUGGGGCCGCAUUGGGUCUUGGUCAGCUCCAGUUAGUGCAGGUACCUGUAACAACAGGAACUGUAGAGGGCCUGCAGGCAACCUAUGUUGAUGCAACAGCUAACAAGGAUGCAGAGCCGGUUAUCUGUCACACUCUCCCUUUGCCAGAGGGCUUUCAGGUAAGAAAAACCUCUGGCCUGCUGUGCAGAUAUGUUUGUCCUUCAUUGUUGAUACCAGUCUUGUCAGCUUCAAAUGCAAAUCUGAUAUUUUAGGUGGUGAAAGUGGGUGCCAAUGGUGAAGUAGAGACUGUGGAGCAGGAGGAGCUUCAGACAGCCCAUGAGGAGCUCCAGGGAACGAGGGGUGAGGAGGGGGAAGAAGAGGCAAUUGAAACUGCCGAACCUCAGCCAGAAGACCCAGAAUGGACCAAGGACCCAGACUACCAGCCCAUCACCGCUGUCCGCAAAGCAAAAAAGGGAAAGAAAAGCCGCCUGCGCUACGGGGAGGGGGAUCGUGACAUGGAUGUUUCUGUGUAUGACUUUGAAGAGGAGCAACAGGAAGGGCUGUUGUCAGAGGUGAAUGCUGAGAAAGUUGUGGGCAACAUGAAGCCACCAAAGCCCACCAAGAUCAAGAAAAAAGGUGAGACUAACAAAGUGCCCCUUUUAAUCAAGAUAUGUGUAAAAGUGGCUAUGUGAGACUCCUCUCUAUCCUGUAUAAUUUUACAUUUGCAUAACAUUGAAUCAUCCAAUCAUCUCCCCUUGGUGCUCAGGUGUAAAGAAGACGUUUCAGUGUGAGCUGUGUAGCUACACCUGUCCCAGACGCUCCAACCUGGACAGACACAUGAAGAGCCACACAGACGAGAGACCACAUAAGUGUCACUUGUGUGGGCGAGCCUUCCGAACAGUUACACUGCUAAGAAACCACCUGAACACACACACCGGUAAUGUUAAACCUGAUCCUUUUUUGUGGAUUUUUUUACGCUUUCUGGUUGUCAGUCUUAUAUUCGGAUAAUUUGUAGUUCCAGAUCUAUGACUAGAAUUGAUUCAUGUGACUGAAUGAUUACUGAGGAUAAUGACUGUGCCCCGGUUGCUGGUUUUUAGUUAGACCCUCUCAGUUCUGUACUCGAUGAACAGAGUAUACACAGUUGGCAGCAGCACAACUUCUCUCCUUUGCACACAGACUGGUGACAGUGGGUUACUAAACUCAUGCUGUGUCUAUUACUCUGCAGCUUUAUUGUCUCUCUUUGUUUUGCUUCAUUUAAGAAGACUCAUUAAAUAUGGUUUAAAUGGGCACAUUUCCAGAAUGGCAUCUAACUGGCAAACUAAAAUAGUAUUAAAUUAUUAGUACAUAAUUAUUUUGAAAUUAUUUUAUUCAAAACUACAUAUCCACUGCACUGCACAAAAACUACAUAAAAUAUGUCAGUGGAUAUGCAGGUGUCUGAUUUUUAACUGAUCUUUUUACCACUUUAGACCUUUUUAACAAUCAUAUUGGAUUAAGUAAUUGACCACUUCUGACUCCUUAAUGGGUAAUGGUUGACUGUAACUUGCUUUGUUUUUUUGACACUUAGAUGUUUUUGUUUAAUGUGCUUCUGUUUUGUUCAUUAUUUUCACUUUUUUUCUGUUCCCAGGUACUCGGCCACAUAAAUGCACAGAUUGUGAUAUGGCAUUUGUAACCAGUGGUGAAUUGGUGCGCCAUCGCCGUUACAAACAUACACAUGAGAAGCCCUUCAAGUGUUCUAUGUGUGAUUACUGCAGUGUCGAGGCAAGUCUCUUUGUAUUAAUGUGUUUGUUUUUUAAAGGUAUCUCAUCUGCAAUGCUUUUCUCGUAUCCUGCAAACGUUUAUUUAAAAUCUUUCUUAUCUUUAGGUGAGUAAGCUGAAGAGGCACAUCCGCUCGCAUACAGGAGAGCGACCCUUCCAGUGCAGCCUGUGCAGCUAUGCCAGCAGAGACACGUACAAGCUGAAGAGGCACAUGAGGACACACUCAGGUUACCUACCAGAUGUCAUAUUAAGCAGCCUUCAAUGAAGCUAGAAGUUCAUGAAAAGAUGAGAAUCUAACCCAUUACCAUAUUUUUGUUGCUGCAGGUGAGAAGCCAUAUGAGUGCUACAUCUGCCAUGCCCGUUUCACGCAGAGUGGCACCAUGAAGAUGCAUAUCCUGCAAAAACACACAGAGAAUGUGGCCAAGUUCCACUGCCCUCACUGUGAUACUGUCAUCGCACGUAAAAGUGACCUUGGUAAGUUUAGUGUAGCUUUUUCUGCUAAGCGCAAAAAGAAGAUGAUGUGCUAAAGAGGCCUCUUUUGUAAAAUUCUGAAUUCAAACAUGUACGUUUGUUUUCCAGGUGUUCAUUUGCGAAAGCAGCACUCAUUCAUCGAGAAGGGAAAGAAAUGUCGUUACUGUGAUGCUGUGUUUCAUGAGAGAUAUGCUCUCAUCCAACACCAGAAGACUCACAAGAAUGAGAAGCGCUUUAAAUGCGAGCAGUGUGACUACUGCUGCAGACAGGUUUGUUUCAAGUAAAAUAUGAACCAUUGGAGUUGAUCUCCCCUCCUUUUUAGUUUCAUGCUGAAUAAGAAUCUUUCUCUGACAUAUUUCCCUCCAGGAGCGCCACAUGAUAAUGCAUAAGCGCACACACACAGGGGAGAAGCCAUUCGCUUGCAGCCAAUGUGAUAAAACCUUCCGUCAGAAACAGCUACUGGACAUGCACUUCAAACGCUACCAUGAUCCAAACUUUGUCCCCACUGCAUUUGUCUGCAACAAGUGUACCAGGACAUUCACCCGCAGGGUAGGAUCAAGCUCUGAAUUCUAGCACAACUUCCAUUUAUUCUGUUUUUUUUUUUUUUGUUUUUGUUUUUUUUUAAAUCCUGUGACUUUAUGGUGAUCUGUGUGUGCUAAAUAGAACACGAUGCUGCGUCAUGCUGAAAACUGCACGGGUGAAGCUGUCGGAGAGGAGAAUGGUUCUCCCACACCCAAAAAGGGUCGCCGUGGCAGGAAGAGGAAGAUGCAGUCAAGGCGGGACGAUGGUGAUGAUGACACAGGUAUGGUAUACACUAGCUGUUGUUGUGUGUCAUUGUGCUUUAUCAGCCGUUCUUUUGCAAUUGCCCCUCACUUUACAUCAGAACACUACUGAAGCAGAACAUCUACUGAAAAUGUUAGGUUUUAUUUUGAUUGUCACAUGUGUCAAAAUGUCUAGCAGGAUGAUUUUUAUGGUGUGAUGGUUGGUAAAGACUGCAUGGCGAAAGAAAAAACAGGUUCUGGGGAAUUAUGGUAAAAGUUGGACCUUUGCAUCAAAACUCAUCUCAACCUCAAACGGUUUGUAAUUGGCAUGUUCAUCACUAGCAAAAAUAUUUCCUACUAAAUUUGCAAUGAGUAUUCAUGGCAAGUGAUCUUUUUGAAACAAAAUACAAGCCAGUAUCCCAACGGUCAUCGAUUAUGAGAGUGGAAAAAUGUAUGAGUAAGUGCAGAAGAAUUGAGGGCUGUUUUGCAGUGAUGACCAAGUGUCUGUCAGCGCAGACUCAGACAGGUUUUACCAUGGAGUCACCAUCACUUCUCCUUUCAUUCAAAACUGGGACUCAAAGACUGCUGUCCCUAAGACACGAUAAAGAACUAAGUACUGAUGAUAAGAAUACUGGAGAAAAAUUAGCCAACAGGUGAAAAUUUUAUAAAAUGAAAUUUAUUUUAAUUUAUGUCCAGAACCUGAAGUGGAAGAUCCAGAAGAGGAAGAGGACCUUUUGGAUGAGAUCGAGGUUGAACAGGCCCCAUCUGUGGUCCCAAUUCCAGCCCCUGUGGAGCCACCAGUCAAGAGGAAACGUGGACGGCCACCCAAGAGCAAACCAGAUAGUAAGUGUUAAACUGUGAAAUUUAUGGGCAUAUUGAAGUAGCUUCAACUACAGAGCUGAAACUCAGAAUCCUGUGUUUCCAUUUCUUGAUGUUUGUGUGAACCAAGUAAAGCAAGGCCUUACAAGACUCUGACCUGAAUCUCUUUACAGCUGCUGUCAUCAUCCGUGUGGAGGACGAGGCCACCGGAGAGGUGGAUGACAUAAUUGUGAAAAAAGAAGUGGGAGCUGAACCAGAUGACCAGGAGGCUGAAGAAGUGAUAGUUGGUGAAGGGAAGACCACUAUUCAAAUGGAGGAUUUGCCAGAAGAGGAGACAGCACAGGGAGAGCAGCUAUCUGACGCCCCACCCAAUGGAGACCUGACCCCUGAGAUGAUCCUCAGCAUGAUGGACCGGUGAUAGAAGACCGAGUCAAACCUGUAAAAACACAUGAGACCCUUGAUGUCAUUUUUAAUUCUUAACAUUUAGGAUAACUAACACCUUCAGUCCACAACAGAAAAAAAACAUCACUCGUGUAAUUUAAGAUUUGAUUUUUAAUCAUGUCAUGAUAAAGAGUUCAAUGAUUGAAAAAAGACACAAGAUGAUUUUUCCUACCAAAAGAAAGCUAUUUAGUAUAUUGAAAACGCAAUUUAGUAUAUCAGAGUGUGGGGUGGCUGUAAUUGACUGCAGGAUCUUUGGCUCUUAAUUGUUGCCUCGGUUGUUGUUGACCUUUUUUGUUAUGGUCACAAACAGCUCCCCUCAAUAACUUCAGGGUAAAUUUCUUCUGGCAAGAUUUCUGCAAAAUAGUCAGCUAAAUGUGUCAUGUUAGACUGAGUAUGCCCUGAAUCUAAGUAGUGCAUGUGUCAUUGAAAGAAUCCCAGUUAUGUUUCUAAACUCAUUUUCCAAAGCCCGUUCUAUUUAUGCCAUUCUAUGUGCUUUGUUAAAUCUGUGACUAGAUAUUUGUAGCUUUCUUUUUUGCCAUGAUUACUGUUAAUGUGUGAUAUCCUCACUGAAGAGUAUCCCUUACCUCUCAGUCUGGAAACAUAAGCUCUUUAAAGCAGCAGAAGUUAAAGGGAGGAGUAUAAAUUAUAUGUUGACCAAAUCAGGUCAUUUAAUGUCAAAGCUUACAGAUAAGAGAGGCAAAAACUGCCAUUAAUCACAGCCACUUCCAAUAUUUUUUAAGAAAAAAUAUUUUGAAUAUCUUUAUAUUUUGGUUCCUUUUAAUGGUGUUAGUGAAUCCCUUUUUAAGCAUAUUUUAGUUUUAAGUAGAUGUGUUGCUUAUUUUAUGCUUGUCUCUUGCUUCAGUAACACCUAGGUGAUGAUGCUCAUUAACUUAACAUGGUCUUGUCAAGUGCAAGGGAAAAACUUAAGUUUAUUCCCUUGUGUUGCCAUUCCACCUUGGGUUUAUAUUUUCUUUUUUGUACUAUUGUCUAUACAAUGCUUCAUACCUUGAAUGACGUUUUAACUGUGUGACUAGAAGCUGUAUGACUGUACAACCAAUAAAAAAAUAGACUGAUGCUGACAGUUUUGUGCCCAUAGUCUUACGGAUCAAUUAAAUUUGUAUGGUUUGAAUGACAAGUUAGCAUGAUAGUGGUACAUACAGAAAGAUAAUUUUUCAAAUCAUUGGUUAUCUUAUAUAGCUGAGAAAAGAGCUCCACACAAAUGUCAUUGUAUUUUGCUUGCAAAUAUAUUUUAUUAAAUGUAAGCCUCGAUAUUACAAUUGUAACUCGUUUUUUUUCUGUGAUAGGUUGUAGGUUGGUGUAAUUACAACGCUUCAAAGAUGGAAGCAGCAUCACAUACAAUUAAUGAUAUUAAAGGGAUAUUCAACAAAAUUGAUUUAGGGUCAAACACACCACAACACCAAGUUAGACACUCCCUCAAGACAUUAAUGUUGCCAACUGCUUGCUUCUCUAGUUAUCCCAACUUUAGUAACGACUGCACGAUAGCAAUA